This is a messenger RNA of Protopterus annectens (West African lungfish), 1832 nucleotides long. Its product is annotated as vimentin-like. Lineage: Eukaryota; Metazoa; Chordata; Ceratodontiformes; Protopteridae. The record is from RefSeq and is a predicted model, not a curated record. The transcript has 9 exons. Bases 100 to 1494 code for a protein of 464 amino acids. Gene Ontology annotation, molecular function: structural constituent of cytoskeleton. Gene Ontology annotation, cellular component: intermediate filament; cytoplasm; axon. Gene Ontology annotation, biological process: intermediate filament organization.
AGCGGUCCUAAGAACUUCUGCUGCAGACUGCCAUUGGUAAGGAGGAGUUAUUAUCUCUGUUUACUAAACGUCCAUCCCUGUAAACAGGCUACUACCAAAAUGUCUUACCAGCGCUCCUCUUACCGUCGGAUGUUUGGGCCAGAAGGCACAUCUAGUGGGACGACGAUUACCAGGCAUCGUGUGUCCAAUGUUAGCAGGAUGCGUCCUUCGUCCAUCGGCAGCAGUAAGGCAUACACCAAUUACUCAAUGCCGGGCGCCAUCACCCGCUCUUCUAUGAUGAAGGUACGGAGUAGCUUACCUCCAUCAUCCAGACCCUUCGUGUCGGAGACCGUGAACUUCGAAGCGGCCAGCGCCCUCAACACCGAGUAUAAGGCUACCCGGACAAACGAGAAGGCAGAGCUGCAGCACCUCAAUGACCGCUUCGCCUCCUACAUAGAGAAGGUGCGCAGUCUCGAGUCCCAGAAUAAGAUCCUGCUGGUGGAACUGGAGCAGCUGAGGGGCAAAGGACCAUCCCGGAUCUCGGACAUCUAUGAGCAAGAACUGAGAGAGUUGAGAAUCCAGGUGGACCAGCUCACCAACGAUAAGGACAGGUUGGAAGUGGAUAGGGACAAUCUUGCAGAUGAUCUGCAGAGGCUGAAAGAAAAAUUGGAAGAUGAGAAACUCCAACGUGAAGAAGCUGAAAGCAAUUUGCAAGCCUUUAGACAGGAUGUGGACAAUGCCUCAUUGGCACGGCUUGAUCUUGAACGCAGGGUUGAAAGCCUCACUGAAGAAAUUAACUUUUUGAAUAAAUUGCGUGAUGAAGAAGUCCGUGAACUGCAGGAACAAGUUCAAGAACAGCGUGUCCAGGUUGAUGUGGAUGUUUCCAGACCAGAUCUGACUGCUGCUUUGAAAGACAUUCGUCAGGAGAUGCAGACGGUUGCUGAUAGGACUUACCAUGAGGCGGAAGAGUUGUACAAGUCCAAGUGUGCAGAUCUGGUUGAAUCUGCUUCCCGUAACAAUGAUGCACUGCGUCAGGCAAAACAAGAAACAAACGAAUACCGUCGACAGCUGCAGUCCCUGAACUGUGAAAUCGAUGCUCUUAAAGGAACUAAUGAAGCCCUGCUGCGCCAGAUGCGUGAGAUGGAGGAGAACUUCACCCUUGAAACAGCUAACUACCAAAACACUAUUGCUAGUUUGGAGGAAGAAAUCAGUAACAUGAAGGAUGAGAUGGCACGGCACCUGCGUGAAUACCAGGACCUUCUUAAUGUCAAAAUGGCAUUGGAUAUUGAGAUUGCAACCUAUAGGAAGCUGCUGGAAGGAGAGGAAACCAGAAUCAGUAUGCCUCUUCCAAGUUUCAGCACUUUCAGCAUCAAAAGUGAAAGCAAUAUGGAGUCACAACCAAAGGAUUCUUACAGCAAGAAAACGGUUGUGAUUAGGCACAUUGAAACUCGAGAUGGAGAGGUGGUCAACCAAUCUGAACAAGUCCAGGACUCGGAUGAUCUAGACUUUGAGUAAACGGUGAUGAUGGGGAAAGGAUGGUGGUCUUCUCAUACCUUCACCAGCCAAGGACAUGGAUUCCUUAAGCAGCAGUGCCAGAGCAUCGUUGAAGGAUCUGAAGUGCAAGCAAGAGAAAGAAAAUUAAGUUUUCAAGUGCCUUUAUUCUGUUACUGUAUGUGAAUUGUGUGAGAGUUGUGCUAGACUGUGGUCUUUCUAGGUCUGCUUUAAAGAAAGACUAAACUAGAAAUUAAAAAAAAAAAAUCGGUUUACGGUCAAACACUGUAUCUGAUAGCAAUAUCUUCUGAGCUUAAGCCAUCGGGUUUGUUUACUGAGUUCAAUAAACAAUCUUUUUCCAA